This is a messenger RNA of Dufourea novaeangliae, 1386 nucleotides long. Its product is annotated as carboxypeptidase B-like. Gene Ontology annotation, molecular function: metallocarboxypeptidase activity; zinc ion binding. The transcript is spliced from 6 exons. The record is from RefSeq and is a predicted model, not a curated record. NCBI's taxonomy places the organism in Eukaryota, Metazoa, Arthropoda, Insecta, Hymenoptera, Halictidae. Gene Ontology annotation, biological process: proteolysis. The coding region runs from base 1 to 1386 and encodes 461 amino acids.
AUGGAGAAGAGUAACAGAUCGCGUGGCGCACGUUUCACGACGUUCACGUUCCUCCUCGUUGUCGUUCUCGCCGCGGCGGCGUCGGCGCUUUAUCGACCACGCCGGGAGUUCGUGAUACCCGAUUGGAUAGAGAUCGUCGACGAGCCAGUCGCGGAGAACUCGAAGACCAUUCAGAGGGCGGUCAGGGUGAGGGACGCGAAGGUGACCUACGAUGGCGCACAGGUGUGGAGGGUGCAGGCUAACGAAGGACAGCCCCUGUUGAACGUUGCCAUGGAUUUCCAGGAAGCUGGAUUGUUCGGCUUUUGGACCGGUAACGAGACGGCAAUCGACGUGAUGGUUCGCUCGGAGGAAAUCGCCAGAGUCGCCCGUUAUUUAGAACAAAAGGACCUGGAUUAUAACGUCGUGAUCGAUAAUCUACAGAAGCAAAUGGACGAGGAGAAUAACGUGCUGUCCGAAGAAGAAAUGCAGGAGAUAGAGGGCCGUAACGGUCAUCGAAUGGAAUGGACCAGUUACCAUCGUCUUCAAGAUAUCCACACCUAUCUCGAUUAUUUGGCUGAAACAUUCCCGGCCGUCUGUUCUGUCGUCAGCAUUGGAAACUCUGUCGAGGGGAGGCCUCUGAAGGUCCUGAGGAUCAGCAACGGGAAACCGAACGCCCCCGCGCUGUGGAUCGACGGUGGUAUCCACGCCAGAGAAUGGAUCUCACCUGCGGCAGUGACCUACAUUAUCGAUUACCUUGUCGAGAACAGUGACAGUCUCGAAGCUGAUUAUUAUAUCCUUCCCGUAGCCAAUCCUGAUGGAUACGAAUACACAUUCACGAGGGAUCGAUUAUGGAGAAAGAACAGGAAACGCGCGAUAGGCAGCUCUUGCACAGGCGUCGAUCUGAAUAGGAACUUUGGCUACCGAUGGGGUGGCUUGGGUACCAGCAAGGACCCUUGUCGAGAGAUCUAUGCAGGCUCCGGGCCAUUCUCCGAACCAGAGACCAACGCCAUCAAGAAUUUCUUCGAGGCUAGCGCCGCUAAUUUCAAAGCUUACCUGACGUUCCACAGCUACGGCCAGUUCAUUUUGUACCCAUGGGGCUACGAUAAACGGGUUCCACCAGAUUACGCUGAUCUCGAGCGUGUCGGCAAAGAAAUGGCAACGGCGAUGAAGAAGGCAGGAGGUGCAAACAGCCAGUACACGGUCGGGAACAGCGCGACCACUCUGUACGCCGCUUCCGGUGGCUCCGACGACUGGUCCAAGGCCAUCCUGAAGGUGAAAUAUACGUACACCAUCGAAUUACGGGACACUGGAAAGCAUGGUUUCGUUUUACCGUCGCGUUACAUCAUUCCCACGGCGAAGGAAGCUCUGGCCGCGGUAUUGGUCGUCGCUGACGCUUGCACGGAUUAG